Messenger RNA from Vicia villosa (hairy vetch), 1809 nucleotides. Its product is annotated as zinc finger protein CONSTANS-LIKE 6-like. Bases 162 to 1451 code for a protein of 429 amino acids. Lineage: Eukaryota; Viridiplantae; Streptophyta; Magnoliopsida; Fabales; Fabaceae. The record is from RefSeq and is a predicted model, not a curated record. The transcript is spliced from 2 exons. Gene Ontology annotation, biological process: regulation of DNA-templated transcription. Gene Ontology annotation, cellular component: nucleus. Gene Ontology annotation, molecular function: zinc ion binding; protein binding.
CCAAAAGUGCAAUAAGCAAAGAAGAAAAAAAUAUAACAGUCCCUACUCACAUUAGUGUCUCCUUCAUCACACUGUCUAGUUUUUUCAACAUACAUUAAUUGAAUCAUUUUUUGAUAUUGGAAGAAAAAAAACCAUAAAGAGUGUUAUUAUAUCGUUUUUUUAUGAUAACCGAUAUGAAAAGUGGUGGUGCAGAUGCAGGUGCCUUGGGAGCCAAGACAGCGAGAGCUUGUGAUAGCUGUAUGAGAAGAAGGGCACGUUGGUUCUGUGCUGCUGAUGAUGCUUUUCUUUGUCAUGGUUGUGACAAUUUGGUUCAUUCGGCGAAUCAGUUAGCGAGUAGACACGAAAGGGUUCGUCUUCAAACCGCGUCUGGUAAGGUAGCAACGACGACAGCAACUGCGAAAGCAUGGCAUAGUGGAUUCACUAGAAAGGCGAGGACGCCGCGUCAUAAUAAGAAUUCGUCGAUUCAACUACAGCAACAGCGGCUUAAGGAGAAGGUUCUUUUUAAUACUAGUUUUCUUCCGCUCGUUCCUGAGCUCGGAGGGGAAGAAGAAGAAGAAGAACGGGAGCGGGAGUUACUAGUUGAUAUUAAUGAGAUUGCGGGGGAGGAGGAGGAGGAGGAGCAGUUGCUGUGUCGCGUCCCGGUUUUUGAUGUAGGCCCUUUUGAUUUAGAGAAUUGUAAUGUGAAAAAUGAUGCUGCUGAUUUCGAGGACAUGUGUGAUUUGGAUAGUUUCUGUGAGUUUGAUGUUGAUCUUGCUGAGUUUGCAGCAAAUGUUGAGAGUUUACUUGGUGUUGGGAGUACUAGUGAGAUUCAUGAGAAUUCGUCGGAACAAGUGUUUGAUUAUAAACAAGAGAAUGAAAUGGAUCCAUCAAAAAAUGAAGUAUUGAAGGUUAAAGAUGAAGAACUUGAUGACUUGGAAUCGGUUUUUGAUAUGACAAGUGAUGAAGUUUUUCAUUGGAAUAUUGAUCAUGAUGAAUCAAUGGGACACCAAGAGAAAGAGUUUAUGCCUUUGAGUAUUAAUAGUAGUGUUGGUGUUAGUGAGAGUGUUAUUACUAAAGAGGAAACUAAAAGAGAGAGAUUUUUGAGACUAAACUAUGAAGAUGUUAUUAGUGCUUGGACUAGGCAAGGCUCUCCUUCUCCAUGGACUACCGGAAACCCUCCUAAGUUCAACUCCGAUGAUGAUUCAUGGCAAAACUUCUUGGGUCCAAGUGGUGUAGAAGGAGAAAUAAGAACCCUAAGAGGGAACUUAAUAGGAAGUAAUGGAGAUGGAGGAAGAGAAGCAAGAGUAUCAAGGUAUAGAGAGAAAAGAAGAACACGUUUGUUUGCAAAGAAGAUAAGAUAUGAAGUAAGGAAAUUGAAUGCAGAGAAGAGACCAAGAAUGAAAGGUCGUUUUGUUAAGAGAACAACAUGUUUUGCUGGAGGAGCAACUUCAUUUCCAACUAAUUAUCACUGACAUGAAAAUAAUGAUGAAUUUGGUUAUAUUAAUUGAGUUUCUAUGUUUGCUUUUUCUGCAAACAUGGAGUGAUUAAUAUUUGGUGCAUGUGGAUUAAUUAAUGUGUAUAGUAUGUAUUAUAAUAAUUUUAUUACUUGUUAAGAAGAAUUGUUGCUUGGGAUGUUUCAAUGUAUCUCUCUAGCUUCAUGUUUAAUUAGUAGUACUAAUGGUAUAACACUUUAAUUAUGAGCUAGUUGAAGAUUUGGCUAUUAAUUUUUGGAAGCCAUUGAUGUAUUAUUAUUGUUGUUGUUCCUUUUUAGAAGUUGGAUCAAGUAUUCAAAUGUUGAUGCUAUGGUUACUUUGUUGGUUAUUUUGGUUA